AUGGUGAGGGCCUCUUUUCCCAUGGACUCUGUGACAGAAUGUGUCAUCGUAGCCUUAUUAGUCAGAGUUCCUAACAGCUCUUCAUCCCCAGGCCUGGAGAACAGCCCUUAUCGCCUAUCAGGGGCGCGCGGCGGCGACGCGCGGGGGGCGCAGCCUUGGCUGCACGGCGCGGGCCCGGAUGGCGGCCAGCGCGACGGGAACUUUAUCUUCGUGGGAGUCAUGACUGCCCAGAAAUACCUGCAGACCCGCGCCGUGGCCGCCUACAGAACGUGGUCCAAGACAAUUCCUGGGAAAGUUGAGUUCUUCUCUAGUGAGGGUUCAGAUACAUCUGUACCAAUUCCAAUAGUGCCACUGCGGGGCGUGGAUGACUCCUACCCUCCCCAGAAGAAGUCUUUUAUGAUGCUCAAGUACAUGCAUGACCACUACUUGGACAAGUAUGAAUGGUUUAUGAGAGCAGAUGAUGAUGUUUACAUCAAAGGAGAUCGGCUGGAGAGUUUCCUGAGGAGUUUGAAUAGCAGUGAGGCCCUCUUUCUGGGGCAAACAGGACUGGGCACUACAGAAGAAAUGGGGAAACUGGCCCUUGAGCCCGGUGAAAACUUCUGCAUGGGGGGGCCUGGUGUAAUCAUGAGCCGGGAGGUGCUUCGGAGAAUGGUCCCACACAUUGGCAAGUGUCUCCGGGAGAUGUACACCACCCAUGAGGACGUGGAGGUGGGAAGAUGUGUCCGGAGGUUCGCGGGUGUGCAGUGUGUCUGGUCUUAUGAGAUGCAGCAGCUUUUUUAUGAGAAUUAUGAGCAGAACAAGAAGGGGUACAUUAGAGACCUCCAUAACAGUAAAAUUCACCGCGCCAUCACAUUACACCCCAACAAAAACCCGCCCUACCAGUACAGACUGCACAGCUACAUGCUGAGCCGCAGGAUCGCCGAGCUGAGGCACCGCACGAUCCAGCUGCACCGGGAGAUCGUGCUGAUGAGCAGAUACAGCAACACAGAGGUCCACAAGGAGGACCUGCAGCUGGGCCUGCCCCCUUCCUUUAUGCGCUUCCAGGCCCGCCAGCGCGAGGAGAUUCUGGAGUGGGAGUUUCUGACUGGAAAGUACUUGUAUUCUGCUGCCGACGGCCAGCCCCCCCGGAGAGGAAUGGACUCUGCCCAGAGGGAAGCUUUGGACGACAUCGUCAUGCAAGUGAUGGAGAUGAUCAACGCCAACGCCAAGACUCGCGGGCGCAUCAUCGACUUCAAGGAGAUCCAGUACGGCUACCGGCGCGUGAACCCCAUGUAUGGGGCAGAGUACAUUCUGGACCUGCUGCUCCUGUACAAGAAGCACAAAGGGAAGAAGAUGACGGUGCCUGUGAGAAGGCACGCAUACCUGCAGCAGACCUUCAGCAAGAUCCAGUUCAUGGAGCACGAGGAGCUGGACGCGCCGGAGCUGGCCAGCAGGAUCAACCAGGACUCUGGCUCCCUGUCCUUCCUCUCCAAUUCCCUGAAGAAGCUCGUCCCCUUCCAGCUCCCUGGGUCCAAGAACGAACGCAAAGAGCCCAAAGAUAAGAAGAUAAACAUCCUGAUUCCUUUGUCUGGACGUUUUGACAUGUUUGUGAGAUUUAUGGGAAACUUUGAGAAGACCUGCCUCAUUCCAAAUCAGAAUGUCAAGCUUGUCGUUCUGCUUUUCAAUUCUGACUCCAACCCUGACAAGGCCAAGCAGGUGGAACUGAUGAGAGAUUACCGUGUCAAGUAUCCAAAAGCUGACAUGCAGAUUUUGCCUGUGUCUGGAGAGUUUUCAAGAGCUCUGGCCCUUGAAGUAGGAUCUUCUCAGUUUAAUAAUGAAUCUCUACUCUUCUUUUGUGAUGUUGACCUCGUGUUUACUGCUGAAUUCCUACAACGGUGUCGAGCAAAUACAGUUCUGGGCCAACAAAUCUAUUUCCCGAUCAUCUUUAGCCAGUAUGAUCCAAAGAUUGUUUAUAAUGGGAAGGUUCCCAGUGACAACCAUUUUGCCUUUACUCAGAAAACUGGCUUCUGGAGAAACUAUGGGUUUGGCAUUACUUGUAUUUAUAAAGGAGACCUUGUCCGAGUGGGUGGCUUUGACGUUUCCAUCCAGGGAUGGGGGCUGGAGGACGUGGACCUCUUCAACAAGGUUGUCCAGGCAGGUUUGAAGACGUUCAGGAGCCAGGAAGUAGGAGUAGUCCACGUCCACCACCCAGUCUUCUGUGACCCCAACCUGGAUCCCAAACAGUACAAAAUGUGCCUGGGCUCCAAAGCAUCAACAUAUGGGUCUACACAGCAGUUGGCUGAGAUGUGGCUAGAAAAAAACGAUCCGAGUUACAGCAAAAGCAGCAAUAACAGUGGCUCCAUGAGGACAGCCUAAUGUCCAGCUCUGCUGGAAAAGACAUUUUUAAUUAUCUAAUUUAUUUUUCAAAAAGUUUUUUGUAUGAUCCAUUUUUGAAGUCCAAGGAUAUAUUUUCCAAGUGGUUUUCUUACAUAGGACUCCUUUAAGAUUGAGCUUUUUGAACAAAAAAUGUGAUCAGUGUUUGCCUUUGAACACAUCUUACUGCUGAACGAGAUGUAGCAGGCCUGCUAAAGUCCGACGUGAGACAUAGCUGAUGAACAAAACUUUUAUUGUCCUACAUUUUUUUGCAGACUCCUCUGCAGUCCUAUGGCAGAAAACAUCACCAUUCCUACAGAAUAUUGUUGUAACAGAACACUGUAAGGCUGGUGGAUGUUCUCUUGUGACUGUUAACCUUACAGAUUCUACCUUUGUUGUGUUUUGUUUUUAACAACAGCUAUUUGUUCUUAAAGCCCAUUUGUGUUCCAUUUGUAAAGAAGGUAAUGUGAUAGUAGUGGGUCCUCACCUUGUGGAAACUUGGAUUCUUCCCCCUUAGCUGUGCGCCACCCAUCAAGGCCAGGAAGGUGUCUGUGAGUGAGGGGCAAGAGGAAAGUGCAGCGAGACUGGUGGCGGCUUUUCUGCAGCUCCUCCGCCCCACACACACCUGGUGUGAAUUCCAAGAAGGGCCGGGCAUUCUCCUCUCUUCCCGACCCUUCUCUUUAGAGGGUAAAAUAUUGAUAUUUAGAAUGACAAGGAAGAAUUAUUGUAAUAAUCCUAAUGUAUGCAGGCUAAACAAACAAAAGCACCCUAAUGAAAACAUUGGGGGAAACAUACUUGGUUUUGUUUGCCUCAUCUUGUCUGUAAAAUUGGUGGAGAUAGUUACUUCAUUCCUUAAUUGCUGUUUUGUUUUAUCCUUUGUAUCUGAAGUACCUUUAAUUUAUUUAAUAUCCAUGACUUAGGACUCUGGCAUUCUGAAUACCCGUCACUAGUAUUUAUAUGUACCAGGAGUGUGGUUAGUAUGUUUUAUUUGCAGUAUACCGAUCUCCAAAGACUUCCUUUUGAAAGUACUUUUCUG
This is a messenger RNA of Octodon degus (degu), 3388 nucleotides long. RefSeq names its product chondroitin sulfate synthase 1 (gene Chsy1). NCBI's taxonomy places the organism in Eukaryota, Metazoa, Chordata, Mammalia, Rodentia, Octodontidae. Bases 1 to 2355 code for a protein of 784 amino acids. Gene Ontology annotation, molecular function: glucuronosyl-N-acetylgalactosaminyl-proteoglycan 4-beta-N-acetylgalactosaminyltransferase activity. The record is from RefSeq and is a predicted model, not a curated record. The transcript is spliced from 4 exons. Gene Ontology annotation, cellular component: Golgi cisterna membrane.